CCGCACCUGCCAAUCAGCGCGGCCCGGGGCGGGGCUUCGGGUCUGCGCUCCCCGGUAGGCGGCGGGCGACUUCCGGCAAUAAACCUCCGCUCGGCGGUCAGGUGGGGACCCAGGGCGUCCGCGCUCCCGGCGGGGACUGAGGCAGCGCGCGCUCCAGGAGAACUAUGCCAUUUUUGGGUCAGGACUGGAGAUCUCCUGGAUGGAGCUGGAUCAAAACAGAAGAUGGCUGGAAGAGAUGUGAAUCCUGGAGUCGGGACCUUGACAGAGAGAAUAACCCAUGUAAUGUCAGUCACAGCAUUAUCUUAAAUAGUGACGAUGAAGAAAUAUUCAGUAAUGAAGAACAGAAAUACACGUCCAAAAAGAGGAAAAAGGAUCAUUUUAGAAAUGAUACAAAUACUCAGUGUUUUUAUCGUGAGAAAUGGAUCUAUGUUCAUAAAGAAAGCACAAGAGAAAGGCAUGGCUAUUGUACUUUGGGAGAGGCUUUCAAUCGCUUAGACUUCUCAAGUGCAAUUCAGGAUAUUCGAAGGUUCACUUACGUGGUCAAACUCCUGCAGCUAAUUGCCAAAUCCCAGUUAACUUCGCUGAGUGGUGUGGCACAGAAGAAUUACUUCAACAUCUUGGACAAAAUUGUUCAGAAGGUCCUCGACGACCACCAGAACCCCCGUCUCAUCAAAGACCUCCUCCAGGACCUGAGUUCCACCCUCUGCAUCCUCAUCAGAGGGGUUGGGAAGUCUGUGCUGGUGGGAAACAUCAACAUCUGGAUCUGCCGUCUGGAGACCAUCCUCCGCUGGCAGCAGCAGCUGCAGAACCUGCAGGUCACUAAGCAGGUGAAUGAUGGCCUCACGCUCAGUGACCUCCCAUUGCACAUGCUCAACAACAUCUUGUAUAGAUUCUCCGACGGCUGGGACAUCGUCACGCUCGGCCAGGUGACCCCAACGCUAUCCGUGCUCAGCGAGGAUAGGCAGCUGUGGAAGAGACUGUGUCAGUACCACUUUGCCGAGCAGCAGUUUUGUAGACAUCUGAUCCUUUCAGAGAAGGGCCACGUGGAGUGGAAGCUGAUGUACUUUGCCCUACAGAAGCACUACCCGCCCAGGGAGCAGUAUGGGGACACCCUGCAUUUCUGCCGGCACUGCAGCAUCCUCUUCUGGAAGGACUGCCGCCUUGCUUUGUUGUUCAAGGACUCGGGGCACCCCUGCACCGCCGCCGACCCUGACAGCUGCUUCAUGCCAGUGUCUCCACAGCACUUCAUUGACCUGUUCAAGUUCUGAAGGCGCCCCGCCUGCUGCCGUCUCGCCAUUGCUGCGCUGCAGCCAGUGAGCCAGGGGGACGCCAACACGGAGAACACUGCUCCCCUCCCCGUGUGGGUGUGGCAGGGCUGUGGUGUGGGGUUUUUUGAAAGGCAGUUGGGGAACCCAAGCAAAAUCAUUUCUACUUUCUAAAAAUCCUCUUCAUUUAAGUUCAUUAAGGUUUGCAACAUUGUGUAUUUAUAAAUAUAGUUCAGUAAGAUUCUGGAUUCUUAGCACCACAUUCUGUGUGGGACUGACACUAACAGCUAAUACUGUGCUUCUUAAUGUCACAUCAUAGUUUCCUGAUUUUGUAGUAAUGAGGGGCAGGGGACGGAACAAUUGAUCCUUGUAAAUAUGGGGUGCAGAAUAUUUAUUUUUCUUAAUAUGUAUUUUAAGUGCAUUGGUUUUGUCCAAGUGAGUCUUGUUCGGAUGUGGAGUGGACCUGGGCAGCAGGUGGAGCCUUGAGCUCAGUGGUCAGGCUGUGAACGGUGCACGUGGGCUGUGGCCAACAGGUGUGGAUGGCACGGCAGCCGGUGCAGCCUCCAUGUCACUAUCACGGACAAAGUAAUAAAUCCUGUUUAUCUGCUCAUCUGACUUCAUCCAUUUUGCAUCUUACUGAAAAAGUAGUGUCAGUGGUUUUGAUAUCAUUGAUUUAAACCUAUUUUUAAAAUAAUGCAUGUCUAUUUUAGAUAAUUUUGAAAAUAAAGGUGUAUGAGAGAAUAUAUACAGUCACCCAUCAUCACUGUUCUGCCACAAAGCACUGUUCCCCUCCCAUUGGUCGUGGGAGAGCAGUGUGAGCCCAUCCUCCUUCAGUUUUUUUUCUAAGUGUAUUGAAAUGGUUUGCAGUUUUGCGUAUCUGUAAAUAAAAAUUCUGGAUUUUCACUAUCACCGUCUGUGUUGAACUGGUGCCGAGGGCCAGCGAAGUGCUUCCCGCCUGAUGACCACUUCCCUGUGGACGCGGCGUGGAGCCCAGGGCCUCUGUGGGGCCAGGCGGAGCUUGUCCUGAUGCCUUUGGCGUCCUGUUCAUCUCUUUUCCUUUUACAACCAGCCAUUUUUUCAAAAGCAUUUUUGAAAACGUGGGUUUUAUUGGCUACUUACCCUCAUGGCCAGCAGGAUGCUGAUCGUUAACCAGAGUAACUGAUGAGCAGCCUGUCAAGAGCCUGUCUGCAGCUGCCUGUGUCCUUGAGACUGACGAGGAGUAGAACCUGAUGUGCCACACAGUCUGAGGAGGAGUCCUCUCUCCUGCACUGUUAUUCUAAGUGAAGGAUAAGGUGUGUUACCAACUUUUUUUUUUUUUUUUUUGUUAAGUUACCUAAUAUAUGUUCUUUGCCUGUUUUCGGUUUGUUGUAUUAAUUUUUUCUUAAGAGGACAUUGAAGCUUGAGCUCUCAUGAGCACUGCCAUUGUGUCCUGGUAUCUCGGCGCCGCAGGCAGCGGAUGUGGCAGGACACCCUGCAGUGCACGGAAGGCCCAGGUGUGCGAGGCCCAGAUGUGCGUGUGAGACUGGGCUGGGGGCGGUGGUGGCUUUUCAGCAUCAUGGCGGCUGUCAGGCACCUACAGACAGGGUGAGGUGCAGAAUUGUCAUGAAAUCACACACUGGAAUGGUGUUUGUGAAUAUGGGUCUGUUGGGGGACCUCCCAGAGGUCAGAACGGGGAGAGUCAAGGACCUUGUCUCACAUGCCUUCAGCCCCUAAAAGGACCCAGCUGAGGUGUCGGGUUAUCCUCAACAUGGGACACUCACCCCUUUGGCCCCAAUAGGCACUGCCAGCCAGGAAGUCCAUCUAGACGCAGCCUCCCCUCGCCCCUUUCCAGGCACAAAAAGAUGUUUCUUUCCUGGUCCAUGGACACGAGGACUGAGGUGGCCUUUGUGACAGCUCACCACGUACCACAGUUGACUGCUCAGGUCUCUGUACUGAGAACCAGGUCUGCUUUAGGACAACGUUUAUGGAUCUGACUGCAUACAACUUGUGCCAUAAAUACCGCCCUUAGAAUCCUAUACAAACACCCACAUAAAAUGCUUCUGUGUUUUGUGCUUGUGAGCUUGCUGGGCUCCUUGACAAACUCAAUCUAGUGGUAGUUGUGUCAUUUCCUCAUGAGUGGUUACCAGCAGCUUGUGUGUGGCGCCCUGAUUGCCCGGGCUGGAACCUGCAGUGCCGAGCUUGCAGCAGAAGCAGAUGUCAGGGAAGGCUUUGUCUUUUCUCUCUGUGAGGUUGGCUGUGUGGUUUUUGUAGAUGCCUUUAUCUGGUCGGGGCUAAACCUUCCAGUCCUACUUUUUUGAGGAUUUUUUUAAAUCAUGAAAGAGUAUUCGAUUUCAUCAGGUGUUUGUUUUGUUUUGUUUUGUUUUGUUUUUGCAUCUAUUGAGAUUGUGUGGUUUCAUUCUUUAUCUUGCUUCUGUGGUGAAUCACAUUGAUUGAUUGUUGUUUCUUUAAGAUUUUAUUUUUAAGUCAUCUCCACACCCAACGUGGGGCUCAAACUCACAGCCCGGACAUGAAGAGUCACACACUUUGCUGACUGAGCUAGCCCAGUGCCCCACGGUUGAUUUUUGUACAUUGAACCAUCCUUGCAUUCUGGGCUCAAGUGCCACUUUGUACAGUUGUUGGUUUUGAUUUGCUAUUGUCAUCCUGAGGCUGUCUUUAAGGAAACAUUAGUCUGCGCUUUCUGGUGCUGCCUUCAUCUUGUUUUGGUGUCAGGGUGAAGACGUCUUGGCAGACUUAGAUGAGCUUGCCUUGGAGGUGGUCCUUCUGCUGUUUUGGGGAAGAGUUUGUGAAGGAUUGGUGUUAAUUCCGAUUUAAACAUUUGGUAGAACUCCGCAUGAGUCAUGGUUACUAAGGAGUGGUCUCGUUCUUGAAAAAUCCUUUCUCUUUCAGAGGCUAAGGCCACCCUAAGAUAAAUGGUCAUGACAUGGACUCUGCUGCUUGGCUCCAUAACUACCAGCAGGAAGGGGUGUUGCCCUCUGAAAACCAGUCUCAAGAGGCAGAAGCUCUUGUGUUUAUGAGAUGUAACGUUACUUCCUUCAUGAACUGUGUGCAGAUGCAUGCAUGACCCCACCCUCCACCCUUCAUUCCUACCUUGUGCAGCACUAGACGCUGCCCAGUGAAAUGCCCAAGGGCUGGGCACAGGCACCAGGAAGGCCAUUAGGACCUGCCUGCCCUGGGCGCCUAUCCAGUCCCCACCGUCUACUGUCUCAAUGGAUUGGAUUACCCUGGAUGCAGAAUAUACCUGGAAUCAUAUGAUACUUGUCCUUUUGUGACCAGCUUGUUUCACUUAAAAUAAUGUUCUCAGGGUCCAUCCAUGCUGUGGCCUUCAUGACUCUUUAGGGCUGAAUAAUGUUCUGUUGCAUGGAUAGACCAGGUUUUGAUUUGUUCAGCUGUGGAUAGACAUUGCCUGGGCUUCCAGCUGUUGACUGCUAUGAACUUGGGUGUGCACGUAUCUCUUCAAGACUCUACUUUCACUUCUUCAUUGCAAUACGCAUGAGCAGAAUUGGUGGACCAGAUGCUAAUUCCAUGCUAAUCGAAUUUUGAGGAACUAGUAUACUAUGUUCCACAGACACACCAUUUUAUAUCCCACCAACAGUGCACAAGUGCUUGUUUCUCCACAUUCUUGCCAACACUUAUUUUCUGGAGUUGGUUGUUUUAUACAGUGACCAGCCUAACAGGUGUGAAGUGGUGUCUCCUGGUGUUUGGAUUUGCAUCUCCUUGGUGAUUAGUGGUCUGGAGCACCUUCUCACAUGGCCAUCUCUGUGUUGUAUUUGGAGAGAUGUCUAUUCACAUCCUCUGCCCAUUUUUUAGUCAAGUUGUGUGUUUUUGUUGUUGAGUUGCGUGAGUUCUCUGUAUAGUCUAGAGAUUAACUCCUUAUGGGUAUGAGACUGGAAGAUAUUUUCCCCCCAUUCUGAAAGUCACCUUUUCACUGUUGUGUCCUUCAUGCAUGCAAGUGUUAAUUUGAUAGAGUCCAUUUCCCUUUGUCCUGUUGGUGGCUGAACUUUUUGUCUCCUAUCUAAGAGAUCAUUGACAAAUUCAAGGUCAUGAAACUUUCUCCCUGUUUUUUUUUCCCAGGACUUUUACAGUUUUAUUUAGCUUAUAUGUUUAGGUCUUUGGUCCAUGGAGUUAAUUUUUGUGUAUGGUGUAAGUUAAGGCCCAGCUUCAUUCUACGAUAUCUAGUUAUCCCAGCACCAUUUGUUGAAAACACUGUUUCCCCCACUGAAUGGUGUUGGCACCUUUGUCGAAAAUCAUAACUGUGUAUGUGAUGGUUUAUUUCCAGCCUCUCUGUUCUCCCAUUGGUCUGUGUGUUCUUAUGCUAGGACCAAACUCUCUUCAUUCUUGUAGCUUCAUAGUCAGUUUGGAAAUGAGGAUAUGUGAGUCCUCCAACUUUGCUCUUUUUCAGGAUUGUUUUGGCUAUUUGGGGAUUCCUUGAGAGUCCAUGUAAAUUUUAGGAUUUUUUUCUAUUUCUGCAAAAACCACUAUGGGCUUUUGAUGAGUGCAUUUAAUCUACAGAUCACCUCGAGUGGUGUUGCCAUCUUAAUAAUAGAAAGUCAUACAGCCCAUAGGCACAGGCUGUCUUUCCGUUUAUCUGUGUCUACUUGCUUUAGGCCACAUGCUAUAGUUUUUAGUGUACAAUACUUUAAUCUCUGUGACUCAGUUUAUUCCUACAUAUUUUAUUCUUUGUUGCUGUUAUAAAUGGGAUUUUCUUCAUUUUCUUUUGCAAUUUCUCAUUGUUCACGUAAAGAAAUGCAACUGUUGUUUUUAUAUUGAAUUUUGUAUCCUGCAACUUGCCUGAGCUUGUCUGUUCCAUUUAUGAUGGUGGUUUUUGGUUUUCUUGGAAUUUUUUUGGUAGAAUCUUUAGGGUUUUCUACAAAUAAGAUCAUACCAUAUAUAAACAAAUAAUAUGACUUCUUUA
Messenger RNA from Canis lupus familiaris (dog), 6177 nucleotides. RefSeq names its product F-box protein 25 (gene FBXO25). The transcript has 11 exons. NCBI's taxonomy places the organism in Eukaryota, Metazoa, Chordata, Mammalia, Carnivora, Canidae. Gene Ontology annotation, cellular component: cytoplasm; SCF ubiquitin ligase complex; nucleus. Gene Ontology annotation, biological process: protein ubiquitination. Gene Ontology annotation, molecular function: protein binding. The coding region runs from base 165 to 1268 and encodes 367 amino acids. The record is from RefSeq and is a predicted model, not a curated record.